Molecule: messenger RNA, 2248 nt
Organism: Musa acuminata subsp. malaccensis (wild Malaysian banana)
Lineage: Eukaryota; Viridiplantae; Streptophyta; Magnoliopsida; Zingiberales; Musaceae
Product: indole-3-acetic acid-amido synthetase GH3.8
Cellular component (GO): cytoplasm
Molecular function (GO): acid-amino acid ligase activity
Source: RefSeq, a predicted model, not a curated record
CUCAGCGCUCUCCAUCCCCCUCUCGCAUUCCCUCUCUCUCUCUCACUCUGAGCGCACAGGCUCUCUUCCUCCCUCCUCGCAUCGCGGUAAUCGCUUGAGUGACGGCGACCAAAAUGGCCGUGGAGACCGUGGUGCCUGCGGCGAACGGAAACGCCGCCAAGGUCGGGCCGGCGACACACGAGAAGCACGCGGAGAAGCUGAGGUUCAUCGAGGAGAUGACCGGGAACGCGGAUGCGGUGCAGGAGAAGGUGCUGGCGGAGAUCCUGACGCGCAACGCCGAGACGGAGUACCUCCGGAGGUACGGGCUCGGCGGCGCCACGGACCGCCUCGCCUUCAAGGCCAAGGUCCCCGUGGUUACCUACGAGGACCUGCAGCCGGAGAUCCAGAGGAUCGCCAACGGCGACCGCUCCGCCAUCCUCUCCGCCCAUCCCAUCUCUGAGUUCCUCACCAGCUCUGGGACGUCUGCUGGCGAGAGGAAGCUGAUGCCCACGAUCAAAGAGGAGCUCGAUCGCAGGCAGCUCCUUUACAGCCUUCUCAUGCCUGUUAUGAAUCUUUACGUGCCGGGCCUGGACAAGGGGAAGGGGCUCUACUUCCUCUUCGUGAAAUCGGAGACCAGCACACCCGGCGGGCUGACGGCACGACCGGUGCUGACGAGCUACUACAAGAGCGAGCACUUCAAGAGCCGCCCGUACGACCCCUAUAACGUGUACACCAGCCCGACCGCCGCCAUCCUCUGCGCCGACGCGUUCCAGAGCAUGUACGCGCAGAUGCUCUGCGGCCUCCUCCAGCGCCUGGACGUACUCCGCGUGGGCGCCGUCUUCGCCUCUGGCCUCCUCCGCGCCAUCCGCUUCCUCCAGCUCCACUGGAGGGAGCUCUCCCAGGACAUCGCGGCCGGGACUCUCACCGCCAAGGUCACCGACCCCUCCAUCCGCGGCGCCGUGGCUGAGCUCCUCAAGCCGGACCCGGAGCUCGCCCGAUUCGUCGCCGCCGAGUGCUCCGAGGGGGAGUGGGCCGGGAUCAUCACCAGGAUCUGGCCCAACACCAAGUACCUGGACGUGAUCGUGACGGGAGCCAUGGCGCAGUACAUCCCCACCCUGGAGUACUACAGCGGUGGUCUCCCCAUGGCGUGCACCAUGUACGCCUCCUCCGAGUGUUACUUCGGCCUCAACCUCAACCCCAUGUGCGACCCCUCCGAAGUCUCCUACACCAUCAUGCCCAACAUGGCCUACUUCGAGUUCCUGCCGCACGGCGGCGACGGCCACCACCCGGGCGAGGGGGUGGACACGGCCCAGCUGGUGGACCUGGCGGACGUGGAGGUGGGAAAGGAGUACGAACUUGUGAUCACCACCUACGCCGGUCUGAACCGGUACCGCGUGGGGGAUGUCCUGCGGGUGACCGGGUUCCACAACGCGGCGCCGCAGUUCCGGUUCGUCCGCCGGAAGAACGUCCUCCUGAGCAUCGAGUCGGACAAGACCGACGAGGCGGAGCUGCAGAAGGCGGUGGAGCGCGCGUCGGCGCUGCUCCGCCCCUACAACGCCAGCGUGGUGGAGUACACGAGCCACGCCGACACGAAGGCCAUCCCGGGGCACUACGUCAUCUACUGGGAGCUGCUGGCCAAGGACUCGUCGUCAUCCGCUGCGGCGGCGGCGGCGGCGCUGGCCCGGGACGGGGUGAUGGAGCGGUGCUGCCUGGCGAUGGAGGAGGCGCUGAACUCGGUGUACCGGCAGAGCCGGGUGGCGGACGGCUCCAUCGGGCCGCUGGAGAUACGGGUGGUACGGGGGGGCACCUUCGAGGAGCUGAUGGACUACGCCAUAUCGAGGGGGGCGUCCAUCAACCAGUACAAGGUGCCGCGCUGCGUCAACUUCCCCCCCAUCCUCGAGCUGCUCGACUCCCGCGUCGUCUCCGCCCACUUCAGCCCCGCCCUGCCCAAGUGGAUCCCGCACUUCCCCGGACACAACUGAAGCCCCGCGGGCCCCGCCGUCCGACCGGCCGACCGACCUUCCGCGUCAUCUAGCUCGUGGGUCAACGGGGCGAACGUGUCGUGGGGAAAAGGAAAGGCUGUCGUUGACCGUCUCCUUGUUUGACGCCGUCAAGUUAGCAUUAUAGUCCCGUGUUUUAGUGAAGAUGGAUGAUUCUAGCCAUGUGAGUACGUGUUUAGAGUAGUCGCAGGACGUGUUGAUGUAAUGGUACCUCAGCAAUAAUUCGGAGCCCAAAAAAUAGAGCUGCUUUCGUUAAUUUCAUAUUCGAA